Molecule: messenger RNA, 2012 nt
Organism: Gilbertella persicaria
Lineage: Eukaryota; Fungi; Mucoromycota; Mucoromycetes; Mucorales; Choanephoraceae
Exons: 4
Coding region: 32-1924 (630 amino acids)
Source: RefSeq, a predicted model, not a curated record
CAUACACGCACAGCAGAUACACGCAUAUUCCAUGAAUCCUUAUAUAAACCAAGGUAACCCAACCAAUGCUUAUCUUCAGAAUACAUAUGGACAACAGCAAAACUUUAUGGCCAAUUUGCCACAGGAAUUUAUGGGCAAUUAUACACCUCAAAAAUUAGACGGUACUAUCCCAAGUCCUCAACAACAACAACAACAACAACAACAACAACAACAACAACAGCAAGGUGUAUUUGAUCCACAAACAAACGCUGCUAUUAUGGCAAAUAUGAUUGCAAAAAGGCAGUUAUAUGGACAACAACAGCCUCAACAAGCGUUUAAUGCAUCGACUAGUCCUUCGAUGAUUGGUUCACCAGCAAUGACAUCAGUUGGAAUGCAAAGUCCUCAACAGCAGAGACAGAGUCCUAUGAUGAACACGCCUCAACAGCAACCACAAAUUAUGGGUCAGCUGCCAUUUAACAAUAUGCAGCAACAACAGUGGGCUAAUAAGCAACAGCAACAGAUGGCCAUGCAAAGAAUGGAUGAACAACAGCGUCAACAGUUCAUGAUGUUACAACAGCAACAGCUCUUGCGUAAACAACAACAACAACAACAACAACAACAACAACAACAACAUCAACAUCAUCAACAACAACAUCAACAACAGCAGCAGCAACAGCAGCAGCAACAGCAACAGCAACAACAACAACAAGACUUGCAGUCUCAAGCGCAACAACAGUCAGUGCAGACACCCACCAGUGUAUCAAUGUCACCAAUAACCACCAAUGAACCAAAUGUCGCGUCUGCUGAAGUCAAAUCACCACAAUCACCCACAAUAGCUGCAAAUGAUACCGAAAUAAACUCCAAGAGAGUAGAGGCUAUUUUAACAUUGAAUACCGAGUUGAUUCGUUUAUGUAUCGAAAACCAACGUCUUGGGACAAGUUUAGAGCCAAAUAUAGCAUUAUACCAAGCCAAAUUGCAAUCCAAUCUCACUUAUUUAGCAACAAUGGCUGAUAUUUCCAUGGUUAAACCAGGAGAGGACUAUAAGGCACCUUCUCCUCCAGAUCUUUCUCCUUUACCACCACCAAAGUCAGAUAUUGGAAAAAAAAUACACGAAUUGUUUAAUAUAGCUCAAGGUCUAUUUGAUACCCAGGCUGAUAAACAGAAUGAUUCACCUUUCCUAAAUACUUCUCAACCAUUACAACAGGUCUCGCAAAGCAAUUCACCCAUUACACCAAAUCAAAGAAGCAACAGUAUUGCAUCACAAUUCCAACAACAACAACAACAACAACAACAACAACAACAACAACAGCAGCAACAACAAUUGCAACAGCAACAACAAUUGCAACAGCAGCAACUACUUCGCCAACAAGCAGCAGCCAUGCGUCAACAACAACAACAACAAUUCUUGAAUAAUGCAAACAAAUCCACCAAUGGAAAUAAUAGCAAUAUGAGUAGUCCUACUGCGACUACACCCACAUCUACUGUUGGUAACAAAACACCAAACAUGAUAAUAGAUCAGCAAGCAUUGCUUAGACAAGCACAACAUGCACAAAACAUGAUGCAACAACAACAACAGCAAAUGAGACAACAGCAGUUAAUGGCAAACAUGGGACUUGGUACCAUGUCUUCAACUGCUACUUCUUCUGCUGUAAUGAACAAUGGUUUUAGUCCCAUUCAACAAAAUAUAGAUGGCUCACCCAGCAUGACUUCACCGCCUCAACAACAGCAAAUUAGUCCAAAUGAUUUCUUGGCUGCAAAUGGCAUGAUUAAUCCUAAUGCAAUGAUGAUGAAUCCUAAUGCAUUAAUGCUCAAUAACACAAUGAAUCCUACCAUGUUUAACCCUGUACAAUCAACAACAAUGGUCAAUGAUGAUCCCAACAACUAUAACAAUGUUUUUAUGAUGAUGCAGAGACUUCAACAACAACAACAACAACAACAGCCAUAGCUGUUUCGAUCUCUGAAAUCUUUAUAAUUAAAAUUCCGCAUAACACAGCAAAAACUUGCCGUAUUGUGACGAUAAAAAACAAAGUCAC